AUGCUCCGCCAAAUCAACCCCCGCAAUGCGCGCUCGAAGCGAGCGCUCGAGAAGCGCGCCCCCAAGGCCGUCGAGAACCCAAAGACAUGCCUCUUCCUGCGGGGCACGACCUGCAGCCAGGUGACGCAGGACGCGCUCGGCGACCUGUUCUCGCUGCGGCAGCCGCUGGCCAAGCGCUUCACCAAGAAGAACGCCAUCCACCCCUUCGAGGACGCGGCCUCGUUCGAGUUCUUCUCCGAGAAGAACGACUGCUCGCUGCUCGUCUUCGGCAGCAGCAGCAAGAAGCGGCCCCACGCCCUGACCCUCGUGUCGACCUUUGCCCACAAGAUCCUCGCUAUGCUGGAGCUGUACCUCGACCCGGAGAGCUACCGCCAGCUGAGCCAGUUCAAGACCAAGAAGGUGCCCGUGGGCAUGCGUCCGAUGCUGGUGUUUGCGGGCUCCGCGUUUGAGAGCACUGUGACGAAUGAGUACACCAUUGCCAAGACUCUUCUGCUGGAUCUCUUCCGAGGCGACAGCAGCCCCGACAAGAUCGAUGUCGAGGGUCUGCGAUAUGUGAUUGUGGUCAGCGCGGAGGAGCCGAGCGCCAGCGCGACGGGUCUGACCGACGGCCAGAAGCCAGCCAUCCACCUACGAGUGUAUCUCAUCAGGACUGCCCGCAGCGGCCAAAGGCUACCGCGGGUAGAGGUCGAGGAGAUGGGGCCGCGGAUGGACUUCCGGGUUGGGCGGAUGAAGGAGCCUGAUGCAGACAUGCUGAAGGAGGCAAUGAAGAAGGCCAAGACCGCAGAGGAGAGGACAAAGAAGAACAUCUCGACCGAUAUUAUGGGUGACAAGCUGGGCCGCAUACACAUGGGCAAGGUUGAUAUGAGCGAUCUACAAACGAGGAAGAUGAAGGGUCUAAAGAGGAAUCGUGAUGUCGAGGAGGAUGACGAAGAGGGAGGCGUUCCUCUCGGUGUCGAUGAGCCGAAGAAAAAGAGGAAAUGA
Messenger RNA from Phaeoacremonium minimum UCRPA7, 981 nucleotides. Its product is annotated as putative ribosome biogenesis protein rpf2 protein. Gene Ontology annotation, biological process: ribosomal large subunit assembly; maturation of LSU-rRNA from tricistronic rRNA transcript (SSU-rRNA, 5.8S rRNA, LSU-rRNA). Gene Ontology annotation, molecular function: rRNA binding. The record is from RefSeq and is a predicted model, not a curated record. The coding region runs from base 1 to 981 and encodes 326 amino acids. NCBI's taxonomy places the organism in Eukaryota, Fungi, Ascomycota, Sordariomycetes, Togniniales, Togniniaceae. The transcript is spliced from 2 exons. Gene Ontology annotation, cellular component: nucleolus.